Molecule: messenger RNA, 1793 nt
Organism: Coccinella septempunctata (seven-spotted ladybird)
Lineage: Eukaryota; Metazoa; Arthropoda; Insecta; Coleoptera; Coccinellidae
Product: UDP-GalNAc:beta-1,3-N-acetylgalactosaminyltransferase 1-like
Exons: 2
Coding region: 500-1483 (327 amino acids)
Cellular component (GO): membrane
Molecular function (GO): hexosyltransferase activity
Source: RefSeq, a predicted model, not a curated record
ACCAGGUAUCGUUAGAAAAUUUUUGCAAACAAGAAUUCACAUUCAAUUCAAAAUGUGGUCGACAGAAAAAUCUUGUAAUCAACUCGUUUAUUAUUUGAGCGAUUAAUGAUCUCGAACAUUUACGUGCGAGCGAAGCGAGAGAGAAAUAUCUCAAUCAUUAACCGCUUUCAUUAUUAACCUAGUUGAUUAAAAAACUAUUUUUCAAUUGACGACGAUCAAUUGCAUUCUAUUAUUCUAUUUUUUGUAAAUGUCAAUUACUUUUGAACUGUACACCUACCUACUCGCCACAUAUUUUCUGCAGGAAAAUUAAUUUUUUCCACUAUUUUAAACACAUUCAUAAAAAAACCGUAAACCUUGUGCGUAAACAAAACGAUAGAUGUAUAAUAAACAUUUUUCCAUGCAAUUGGACUUGUUGAAAAAUAUGAAUUCAAACGAAUGAACAAUAAAGGCAGUAGAAUUUUUUUCUGGUAUACGCCACGAUCAGUUUUGUUUUGGUGAAAUGGUUUCCCUCAUGUACAAGUUCCUAGUGACGACUUCUAUUUCAGUAAUAUUCACUACAACACUACUCAUUUUCUCACAGAAAAAAAUAAUUUAUAAGCCAGAACCUUUAGAAGAAUUAAGCUGUUCAAAACUUAAUAUGGAAGAUGUUAAUUACAUAGUGGAAUACACAGAAAAAAAUCCCGAAAUUUGUAAUGCCAGUGAAAACCGUUUGAAACUUUUGAUUAUUGUAACUUCUGCCCCUUCACAUAAAAACUUGAGGUUAGCUAUCAGGGAUACUUGGGGUAGUGCAACUCUAACAAGAGAAAUAGAUAUCGCCUUUUUACUAGGUUAUACCCAUAAUAAAUCCAUUGAAGAAUCAUUACUAAUGGAGCAAACUAUUUAUGGAGAUCUUAUAAGAGCAAGCUUCAUCGAUACUUAUGACAAUAUGACGCUGAAAACAAUCACAAUGCUCCAUUGGGCAAAUAAAUUUUGUAGCAAUGCGAAAUUUUUGUUGAAAGCAGACGACGAUACAUUCAUUAAUAUUAAUAGAUUGAUGCUCUAUAUGGGGUAUAUUCCUGAAGGAAAGGAUGCUCUCUAUGGGCAUCUGCUCGAAGAUCAACCACCUUGUAGAGAUGUUUCUUCAAAAUAUUAUUUAUCUUUCGAACAAUACGAAUAUGAAAUUCUACCAACAUUUCUAUCUGGAUCUUCAUAUUUAUUACCCAUGCAUGUUACAGAAAAAUUGCUUUUGAAUGCACAAAGGCGUCCUCUUUUUAAACUGGAGGAUAUAUUCCUUAGCGGCUUUAUUGCAGGCGACUUGGGCAUACCACUAAUUCACACGUCAAUGUUUAAUCACUUAGAAUUAUCAAAAAAAUCUUAUUGCUACUUGAGAUCCUUCAUAAGUGUUCAUUAUGUGGAUGUUAAACAGCAAUACGAUCUUUGGCAAAUUCUUCUUUAUCCCGAAAAAUAUUGCUAUCACAAUAUAUUAUUGGAAUUACCACAGUAAGAAUAAAUGAGAAUCUUAUGAGAAAUUGGCUUUUUCACUGCAUAUCCAUAUCCUUUCAAGUAAUCACUUUCUCAGAUUUUUAACUCAAACUCGAUUAAAUAUAUUCAGCACAUAAAAAUUUUUUUUUGGAUUAUUAUUCAAAUCAAAUCUUUAUUUUUCAUACGAAAUGCUUUUUCAAAUACCCAACAUACCUACACAUAUUUAUACUAUAUAUUAAUAAAAUCUGUAACAAAUCUGCCGACCCUGCAUGAGUAUUCAACCAACAUAAAGGAGUAUAACUUUGACGUUAUUGAAGAAGGUAGGAAACUAA